This is a messenger RNA of Ruditapes philippinarum (Manila clam), 5532 nucleotides long. RefSeq lists its product as uncharacterized. The transcript has 3 exons. Gene Ontology annotation, molecular function: aspartic-type endopeptidase activity; nucleic acid binding. Lineage: Eukaryota; Metazoa; Mollusca; Bivalvia; Venerida; Veneridae. Gene Ontology annotation, biological process: DNA integration; protein homooligomerization; proteolysis. Bases 11 to 5179 code for a protein of 1722 amino acids. The record is from RefSeq and is a predicted model, not a curated record.
CCAUGUGUCAAUGUUAGUAGAUAGUGGAGCUAAUGUAAGCAUUUUAAAUAAAGAGACAAUAGAAAGGCUUCCAUAUUCAGAUAGACCUGUAAUAUAUCCUGUUCAAACUUCACUUAUAUCAGUAACAGGGGAGUCAACUCCAUUUUUAGGAAAAACAGAAAUUGCUAUAAAAAUAGGUAGACAUAGUAUUGUACAUACAUUUUUAAUUGCUGAAAUACAGCAAGGUGGUAUACUUGGUGUAGAUUUUCUAUUACAAAAUCAGUGUGACAUAAUAUUCAGUAAAAAGUAUAUAACCUUAAAAGGGGAUAAGAUACCAUGUUAUAUGCACCAAAAGGAUAAUGAAAACACAUGUUGUAGAAUAGUUGUAGCUGAGACAAUAGAAAUACCUCCAGAAACUGAAAUAAUUUUAGAGGGUAAACCUUUAGAUGCAGUAGACAAGAAUAGUUCAGCUAUAAUAGAGGCCAAUACAAAUUUUGUAGAAAAAUCUGGUUUACUGGUAGCCAAAACUUUAGUAAAUCCUAAUACAGGUAAUUUUCCUAUUAGAAUUGCUAAUUUCAAUUCAGAACCUUGUAAAAUUUAUAAAAAUACAGUUGUGGGUAAUUUAGAGUCUGUAACAGUGAAUGAGAACAGUUUACCUAAUAAAUUCAGUGUAUGCAGUAGCAAAGAGCAUGUCGCAAGUCCAAACAAUACUGAAAUACCAUUACAUUUAAAUGAUCUUUUUGAAAGGUCCUCUAUUCAUUUAAAUAGUGAGGAAAAAGCUAAACUUAGGCAAAUUUUAGUAAGAUAUCAAGAUGUAUUCUCUAAAAAUGAUAGAGAUAUAGGUCACACAAAGUUAGUGGAACACCAUAUAGAUACUGGUAACAGUACCCCUAUCAAAACCUAUCCUUACAGAAUACCUCUAGCAAAAAGAGAGGUGGCUGAAAAUGAAAUAAAGAAAAUGGUUGAAGACGGGAUAAUCGAACCAGCUUGCUCACCUUGGUUAUCACCUAUCAUUAUGGUUACAAAACCUGACAAGUCUGUUCGUUUCUGUUGUGACUUUCGCAAAUUAAAUGAAGUUACAAUAAAAGAAUACCAACCCUUGCCUAGAAUUGAAGAUAAUCUUGACGCUUUAUCAGGUUCUAAAUGGUUUUGUACUUGUGACUUGUCAAAAGGUUUUUGGCAAGUAGACAUUGAUAAAGAGAGUAGACCGAAAACAGCUUUUAGUCUUCAAGGUGGUCAACAAUGGCAGUUUAAAAAGUUAGCAUUUGGUUUGUCUAAUAGUCCAAGUGUAUUCACACGACUAGUACAAAUGGUUUUUAAGGGUCUUAUCUGGAAAACUUUAGUUUUGUAUCUAGACGAUAUAAUUUUAUUUGCAAAGACUUUUGAUGAUACUUUAAAACACCUUGAAGAAGCUUUACAGCGAUUAAAGCAAGCAAACUUAAAAUUAAAUCCUAGAAAAUGCCAUUUCUUUCAAAAGCAAGUAACAUUUUUGGGUCAUGUUGUAAGUGAAGAAGGGACCUCCACAUGUCCAGAAAAAGUUAAAAGUGUUAAAGAAUGGCCCACACCAAGAAAUGUUAGAGAUGUUAAGAGUUUCCUGGGACUUGUUUCAUUUUACCGAAAGUACAUUUAUCAAUUUUCGAACAUAGCAAAACCCUUACAUACUUUAGCAGAAAAAGAUAAGAAAUUUGAAUGGACAAUAGAAUGUGAAAAUGCAUUUCAAGCUUUGAAAACAGCUUUGAUAACAAGUCCUAUACUAGCUUUCCCUACCCAAAAUGAUUAUUUCAUACUUGAUACGGACGCGAGUAAUUCAAGUAUGGGAGCGGUGCUCCAUCAAGUACAAGACGGAGAAGAAAAAGUAAUCGCGUAUUUUUCUAAGUGCUUUUCAAGAUCCGAGCGUAACUACUGCGUGACACGCAGAGAAUUACUGGCUGUCGUUACUGCGGUAAAACAUUUCCAUCAUUAUUUAUACGGAAGAAAAUUCACUAUUCGUACAGAUCAUGCGAGUCUAAGAUGGCUUACCAAUUUUAAACAAUUAGAGGGUCAGUUAUGUCGUUGGGUAAGCAUUUUAGAAAAUUAUGACUAUGAAAUAAAGCAUAGACCAGGUAAAAUACAUGGUAAUGCUGACGCAUUAAGUCGUCGUCCCUGUUAUAACAAAAAUUGUUCAUAUUGUGAACGUGUUGAAGAUAAACAUGAUCAAAAUAACAAAAAGGUGUUAUGUACUGAAAAUGUUUCUGUUUGUCCUGUCUUUCAAAACAAACCCAGCGCUAGUGAAAGCCCAGUAAAUACUACUCUGAAUCAAGGAAAAAUCACCACUGAAAAGUUAAUAUUAAGUCUUAUCUUAAUAAUAGUGGUAGUUACCCAAAUUCCAAUUUCUAUUACAGUUGCUUUUUGUCUUAUUUUACUAAAUGUGACAAGUAGGGAUAUAUGUAAAACUUUUUGUGUUAAUGUCUGUACCGACAGAGAUAAAAGUGCAGAUUUAGUUACUAUACUAAAUAAUAGUAAGUUCAAUUGUCAAGAUAAGGCUUCCAAGAAUUGUUGCAUGGUGGUCAGUCAAACAAUGUCUGGCGCAACAAUAGAUUAUGGAAAACCUUCGCUGACUGAAAAGGAAAUUAAUAGGACAGGAUGCAAAGAACCUGUCAAGUCUCAAGGUCAAAGUAGUGAAAUGUUAACUAUAGGGGUCAGGUCUGCCAAGUCUGACAGUAACACUUCACAUGAAUGUUUACCAGGUCCGUCCAAUAAAGAUAGUAAUGUCUGCUUGAACAAAAAUAAGGAUAGCUCACACACAAACCUAAAUAAACCAUCAACAAGCACCAAACAAUCAGAUAAUGAAUUCAAACAUACGCAAAAUUCUGAAGACAACAGUGACAUUGAUAUUAAUGAAUUAAAUUUAGAGCUCUUAGCCAAGAUGCAAAGAGAAGAUUCAGUAAUUGGUCAAGUGUCCGAAUGGGUGUUGUCUGGAAACAAACCAAAUUGGAAUAUGGUAUCUAAAUAUAAUGCCGAAUAUAAGUAUUAUUGGUAUAGGUGGGAAUCAUUGAUAAUUAAAGAAGAUAUCCUUUACAGAAAAUGGGUUAGUGACAUAGAUAACUCAGUGGAAUAUCAGAUUAUUCUUCCUAAAGUCCUGAUUAAACAGGUAUUAACACAAAUGCAUAAUUCAACAACAUCAGCUCAUUUAGGUGUGAAGAAAACAAUAUUUAGGGUUAGACAAAGGUUUUUCUGGUAUAGCUUACGAAAAGAUAUUGAAGACUGGAUUAGAAAAUGCACUGUGUGCGAGUCCAGAAAACCGACUCGUCAGAAACAAAAAGCUUAUAUGAAACAAUUUGUCACCGGAGAAAGAUGGGAAAGAAUUGGGGUAGACUUUGUAGGUCCUUUAGGGAAAACAGAAAGAAAUAAUUCAUAUUUAAUGGUAGUAACUGAUUAUUUCUCUAAAUGGGCCGAGGCAAUCCCAUUACCAAAUAUAGAAACUCAAGUAGUAGCAGAUGCACUCAUAUCAAAUAUUUUUCAAAGAUUUGGAAUACCUUUAAGUAUACAUACAGACCAAGGUCCACAGUUUGAGUCUAAUCUUUUUAAAGAACUCUGUCAACUGUUUGACAUUAAAAGAGCUCCUCUUGUAGACAAUCCUGAAAAAGAAAACAGGUAUGCCAGUGAUUAUAAACCCUUUGAAUGUAAGAUUUGUGGAGAUAUCUCCUUUACAACCCGAAGCAGAUGUUACAGUCAUAUUCUAGAACAGCACUCUGGCGUGACAUGGAAGUGUCGAUUCUGUUGCAAGGUCUAUCAUAGAAACACACCGCAAGCAAAUACCUGUCAUGACAAAAAGGAAAAUUAUAUUAGGUUUGUCCAGGCUACAGGUGAAAGAGGGAAAGAAGCUGAUGACAUAAUGGAAAGAUUUAAACUAACAAUUCCUGAUUUGAUAAUAGACAAAAGGCAAGGGUAUAAUAUGAUAAGGAAACAGACAAGACCAGUAUUAUUCGAAAGAAAGAGGGGAAGGCCGCAAAGCAGAGAAAACAGAUGUACGAAAAAGAGAAGGGAAAGUUCUAGCUCCAGUAGCUCUGAAUCAUCAGACACAUCCAGAUCAAGUAGUACAAGCUCAAGAGAAGAUGAAACGGUAACUGCUGUUAGGGAUCUACUUGAUCUGGAGGAUGACUUUCAAAUUGUGGAACCUUGUUACGAAGAGAAAUUAAGAAAAGAAAGUGAGGAAAGACUAAGAAUUGAAAAUGAAAGAAAAGAGAAACAGGAAAAAUUUAGAAAAGAGAAAGAAAGGCGAGAGAUAGCAGAGGUAAAGGAGAGACAAGAAAGGGAGGAGAGGCUAAGAAUUGAAAGGGAAAUAAAAGAAGAUGAAGCAAGGAAAGAGGCAGAGGAGAAAAAGAGAAAAGAGGAGGAACUUAGACUUGAGAAAGAAAGAAAAGAGAAAGAAGUGAAGGAAGCAGAGGAAAAGCAAAGGCAAGAAAGAGAGGAGAGACAGAGAGUAGAAAAGGAAAGGAAAGAGAAUGAAGCAAGGAAAGAAGCAGAGGAGAAAAAGAGAAAAGAGGAGGAACUUAGACUUGAGAAAGAAAGAAAAGAGAAAGAAGUGAAGGAAGCAGAGGAAAAGCAAAGGCAAGAAAGAGAGGAGAGACAGAGAGUAGAAAAGGAAAGGAAAGAGAAUGAAGCAAGGAAAGAAGCAGAGGAGAAAAAGAGAAAAGAGGAGGAACUUAGACUUGAGAAAGAAAGAAAAGAGAAAGAAACAAAAGAAGCAGAAGAGAAAAAGAGAAAAGAGAAGGAACAUAGACUUGAGAAAGAAAAGAGAAACAUGGAAGCAGAGAAAGAAAAUGAAGAAAAGGGAAGAGUAGAAGAAAAGAGACAACACACAAAGGACAAGGAGGAAAGACAUAGUAAGAAAACAGAAGAAAAACAAAAGAUCGAAAUAGUUACACUGAAUGUAGGAGGACGAAAAUUUUCAACUUUAAAUACCACCGUGAAAGGCAUAAUGGACAAAGUAGUGAUAAAUAAAGAUGAAUUGUUCAUUGACAGGGACAGUGAACUAUUCCCAUAUGUCUUAAAUCAUUUAAGAUACCGUCAACAAGGAGUGAUGAACCUGUCAAGGGAUCUUUUACCAUCAGACAGAGGAAGUUUGGCUGCAUUACAACUCGAGGCGAAAUAUUUCAACCUCCCAAAGCUGGAAAAACAGUGCAGUGACAAAAGGAUAAGUUUAAAAGAAAAUGUGUAAACAAGAAUAAAUAAAGUGUUGUAAUGUCAAAUAUAGACAGGAUGAUAAAAGGAAUAUUUAGAAAAUAAUUAUUCAAAGAUAAAAGGAAUUUUUAGAUAAAAGAAAUACAUAUGACAAAAGGAAUUUACCGAUAAACUAAGUAUCAGCAUGAUGAACAAACUAAAGGAACAGUAUUACAGAUAUCUUCAGUGGACUUUAAAAGAUUAAUUAAACUUUAUACAAAUACACAUUUAAUGUUUCCAGCUAAAUUUAGUGUUAACAAAUAUUUCAAAGUAAACAUUUUGCCAUAAUUUUUAUUAAGAAAUCUGUUAUCAAUUUCGUAAGAAUUAAUUAUCUUAACUUUAUUUGUGAGA